Nelumbo nucifera (sacred lotus) is the source of this 3617-nucleotide messenger RNA. Its product is annotated as protein EMBRYO DEFECTIVE 2247. Gene Ontology annotation, biological process: valyl-tRNA aminoacylation. Gene Ontology annotation, cellular component: cytoplasm; cytosol. NCBI's taxonomy places the organism in Eukaryota, Viridiplantae, Streptophyta, Magnoliopsida, Proteales, Nelumbonaceae. Gene Ontology annotation, molecular function: valine-tRNA ligase activity; aminoacyl-tRNA deacylase activity; ATP binding. The record is from RefSeq and is a predicted model, not a curated record.
CUUUUCGCAAUCUCCCGCCUUAUCUCUCUCCUCUGCCACUGAAACCAGAUCCGGUUCAGCAAAGGUUUUCUCUUUCGGUCAUUCAAGUUUCCCCUCCUCUUUCCCUUGCUAUCUGCGUCCUCAAAUGGUUCCCAGCUACACUAGAAGAUUGUGAUUCUUCAAUGGCGUUGUCCCAUCCAUCCCUGUUCUCUACUUGCGCUGCCUACAGAUUCAAUCCUCUUCUUUUCUCUCGUCGCAAUCGUGGGAUUAAUAUUUCUCAUUGGAGUUUCAGGCGUUUCAGCCCUAGAUUUUUUACAGUUGUAGCAUCAGAGAAUGGCAUAUUUACCUCUCCAGAGUCGGCAAAGUCUUUUGAUUUUACCUCUGAGGAACGGAUCUACAAUUGGUGGGAGUCUCAAGGGUAUUUCAAGCCAAGCGUUGAUCGAGGAGGAGAUCCUUUUGUUAUUUCCAUGCCACCUCCUAAUGUUACGGGAUCACUACAUAUGGGGCAUGCCAUGUUUGUGACUCUCGAGGACAUUAUGGUUAGGUACCAUCGAAUGAGGGGAAGACCUACUCUUUGGCUUCCUGGAACCGAUCAUGCUGGUAUUGCAACUCAGCUGGUUGUGGAGAGAAUGCUUUCAUCUGAAGGAAUUAAAAAGGCGGAACUAGGUAGAGAUGAGUUCACAAGACGUGUUUGGGAGUGGAAAGAGAAAUAUGGUGGAACCAUUACAAACCAGAUUAGGAGAUUGGGUGCAUCUUGUGAUUGGACCAGAGAACAUUUCACCCUCGAUGAGCAGCUAAGUCGAGCUGUGGUUGAGGCCUUUGUGAGACUCCAUGACAAAGGCCUAAUCUAUCAAGGGACUUACAUGGUUAACUGGUCUCCUAGUCUGCAGACAGCGGUCUCUGACUUGGAAGUUGAAUAUUCUGAAGAACCUGGUACUUUAUAUUAUAUCAAGUAUCGCAUUGCAGGAGGUUCAAGGAGUGAGUAUCUAACAAUAGCAACAACACGCCCGGAGACAUUAUUUGGUGAUACUGCUAUAGCAGUGCAUCCUGAGGACAAUCGUUAUUCAAAGUAUAUUGGAGGGCAGGCAAUUGUACCCAUGACAUUUGGCCGGCAUGUCCCCAUUAUCUCUGAUAGGUAUGUUGAUAAAGAGUUUGGAACUGGGGUAUUGAAGAUAAGCCCAGGUCAUGAUCACAAUGACUACCUGCUUGCUAGAAAGCUUGGUCUACCAAUACUUAAUGUAAUGAACAAGGAUGGGACACUAAAUGAGGUUGCUGGUCUGUACUGUGGCCUUGAUCGGUUUGAGGCACGGAAAAAGUUAUGGUCAGAUCUUGAGGAGACAGGUCUAGCCGUGAGAAAGGAGCCCCACACUUCACGAGUUCCCAGAUCCCAACGUGGUGGAGAAGUAAUAGAGCCAUUAGUAAGUAAGCAAUGGUUUGUUAGCAUGGAGCCCUUGGCAGAAAAGGCCCUCCGUGCAGUUGAAAAUGGACAGAUAACUAUAAUGCCUGAAAGAUUUGAGAAGAUAUAUAACCACUGGCUAUCAAAUAUUAAAGAUUGGUGUAUAAGCAGACAGCUAUGGUGGGGGCACCGUAUACCAGUUUGGUAUGUUACAGGUAAAGAUUCUGAAGAAGAAUAUAUUGUUGCUCGGAAUGCUGAAGAAGCUCUAGAAAAAGCUCGCCAAAAGUAUGGGGAAGGUGUAGAAAUCUAUCAGGAUCCAGAUGUUCUUGAUACUUGGUUCUCAAGUGCACUUUGGCCCUUCAGCACUCUUGGUUGGCCAGAUACAUCAGCGGAUGACUUUAGGAACUUUUAUCCAACAACGGUCCUUGAAACUGGGCAUGACAUUUUAUUCUUUUGGGUGGCACGGAUGAUAAUGAUGGGGAUCGAGUUCACAGGGACUGUUCCCUUUUCUAAUGUUUAUUUGCAUGGACUCAUCCGGGACUCUCAAGGACGAAAAAUGUCUAAAACAUUGGGGAAUGUUAUAGAUCCAAUUGACACGAUAAAAGAUUUUGGCACAGAUGCUUUACGUUUUACUCUUGCUUUGGGAACUGCUGGCCAGGACCUUAAUUUGUCAAUUGAGAGAUUGACUUCGAACAAGGCCUUCACUAACAAGUUAUGGAAUGCCGGCAAGUUUGUCCUACAGAACUUGCCCAGUCAAAAUGAUACCUCUGCUUGGGAAAACAUACUAGCUUAUAAGUUUGAUAUGGAGGAGUUUUUGUUCAAAUUACCUUUGCCAGAAUGUUGGGUGGUCUCAAAACUUCAUCAGCUUAUUGACACUGUUACAACAAGCUAUGACAAGUUUUUCUUUGGAGAUGUUGCAAGAGAAACCUAUGAUUUCUUUUGGGGUGAUUUUGCUGAUUGGUACAUUGAAGCUAGCAAAGCACACCUUUACCACUCAGAAAGUUCUGCAAUUGCAUCUGCAGCACAGGCAGUUCUUCUAUAUGUUUUUGAGAAUAUAUUGAAAAUUCUACAUCCCUUUAUGCCAUUUGUCACUGAGGAGUUAUGGCAGGCAUUACCUCAUCAAAGACAGGCUCUUAUUGUAUCUCAUUGGCCUGAAACAUCACUACCAAGGGAUGCCAACUCUAUAAAGAAAUUUGAGAACUUACAAGCUCUGACUAGAGCAAUUCGGAAUGCUCGAGCCGAAUACUCUGUUGAGCCUGCAAAACGUUUAUCUGCCUCUAUAGUCGCAAAUAAUGAUGUUCUCCAGUAUAUCUCUAAGGAAAGGGAGGUUCUUGCACUACUGUCUAGAUUAGAUCUGCAGCAUGUCCAUUUUACAGAUUCUCCUCCAGGUUAUGCAAAACAAUCAGUUCACCUUGUGGCUGGUGAAGGAUUAGAGGCUUAUCUUCCUCUUUCUGAUAUGGUAGAUAUCUCUGCUGAAGUCCAGCGCCUUUCUAAGCGACUUUCAAAGAUGCAAGUGGAGUAUAAUUCACUCAUUGCUCGCCUCAGUUCUCCUAGUUUUGUAGAGAAGGCUCCUGAGGAUAUUGUUCGUGGGGUUAGAGAGAAGGCAGUUGAAGUAGAGGAGAAGUUAAAUCUAACCAAGAACCGUCUAGCGUUCCUUGAAUCAACAGUUUUGGUUUCAGAAUAGGUUUCACCAAGGCUUUUACUGGGUUUGCCUCCAAUUUGCCCCAAGGAGUCCUUUGUUUCCUCUUCAUGUGAGUAAUUGCAGAUCAAAUCAGCAAAGUCCCUGAGAUUUUGAAUAUGCCAGCAACCAUUGAGCAUGAUAUCAAGUUGUAAUUAAUGAAAUUUAAUGUCAUAGUGCCAUGUUGGCAUUCUCAUACCCCAUUUUACCAUGUCGAGUUAGUAUUUGGUGCCAAUCAGGUACUUUUAUCACAGAGAAACUCUUUGGCCUGUCUCACAUGGUUUACCGUUCAAGAAGGAGCCUCAAGCAAUAAAAGAAGAGUUGAAAUUUUGGUGGAAGAUAUUUUAUGGGAUUGCAGUUAGUCCUUUGUAUUUGUUCGAACUUUGAACAGAAGUCAUGGCAUCAUCUAAGGUACACUUACCUAAAUUUUGAGGGCUUAGCGAGUUUUGGGUAUUGUUAUGUCAGUUAUUUUCUAAUGUAUAACUUUAUUUGUAGACUCCCCUUGUAAAUACACAAUUUCUUUUUAAGCAAGAAAAAGCCACAAUUAAGUGGUUCUUAUUAACA